GAUCAGCUCCAUCAAUAAUCACGUUAUUAGAAAGCGAGAGGAUCAGUGAUGUCAGCGCUUCGUGUGUGUGUGUGUGUUUGUGCGCGCGCGUGAUUCGGGGGAGGCGGGGAUGAUGCUUUGUCAUUGAGGAGCUCAGCAUCAGCAGCAGUGUUCUCUCUCACUCCGGCACGUCCGACGCUGAGCACGCUGCAUCCUGAUGCGCUCCCCGCUGCACUCACUCAGCUUACCUGGAUUUACACGCAUUCGCCUCUUCUUUUUCUUCAUUUAUUUAUUUAUUUGGUACAAAUAUCUCCGACUGAAGCGGCUGCACACUGUUGACUCAUUUCAAUGUGUUUGGACCGAAGGAGAGCGGCACGUCCCAAGUGUCAGAUAAGAAACGAGCCAUCCUGCGGAUGCGCCGUCCCCGUUUCGCCUCCAUCAGCAUCCUAACUGUGUGAGAUCCAUGACUGAUCCAUGUUGUGUUUUCACAGGCUGUCUUUAGAGCGCACCUCUCACCAACAUGGAGAAAUUCCAGUCUUCCAUGCGCAAACGGCUGUACAGCUUGCCGCAAAACAUUGUGCAAAAAAACACAGACAGUGAAGGAGACAGCGGCGACAAGGACACCAAACGGAAAAGUAUUCGACUAAAACAAUUGUCCUCUCUGUCUCCGGCGAGCAGUUGCAGGAGCAUUGAAGAGGCCAGGAGCGGAGACUUGGACAGGGACGUUACCGUCAAGACCAACUUGAACGGAGACUGCCGCUUUUUCAGAAGCAGCAUCUCUUCCAUCACCGGACGGCAACCUCCCGGGUCUAAUCCCGCGGAGCAGCGGCGCCUCCUCCCUGAGACCGACGCCGGUGCCUAUGAGAGUUUACCCGGGGAGCACGGCCCCGGGGCCCAGCAGCGGAUAGCCAGAGGGCUGCUCGGCAUUCCCGGGCAGCCGUCCGUGUUCGAUCAGCCAACUUUUAUCAAGUUGGAAGGAACGGAGCAAAUAAUCCCUGAAGAUGAGCGGCUGUACCAGGCGGGCUUCAUGCACCGGCAAUUUGGGGCAAUGCUCCAACCGGGAGUCAACAAGUUUUCCCUGCGGAUGCUGGGCAGUGAGAGGGCCGUGGAGCAUGAGAGGGAGCGCGUAAAGUCUGCAGGCUUCUGGAUAAUCCACCCCUACAGUGAUUUUAGGUUCUACUGGGACCUGACCAUGCUGCUUCUGAUGGUGGGAAACCUCAUCAUCAUCCCCGUGGGGAUCACCUUCUUCAAGGAUGAGCACACGCCACCCUGGAUCGUCUUCAAUGUCGUGUCAGACACUUUCUUCCUCCUGGAUCUUGUCCUCAACUUCCGAACGGGGAUCGUCAAGGAGGACAACACAGAGAUCAUCCUGGACCCACAUCAGAUCAAGGUCAAGUACCUGAAGAGCUGGUUUGUGGUGGACUUUGUCUCCUCCAUACCGGUGGACUACAUCUUUCUCAUCGUAGAGACUCGGAUCGACUCAGACUUUUAUAAAACGGCUCGAGCGCUGAGGAUCGUCCGCUUCACAAAGAUCCUCAGUCUGCUGAGGCUGCUCCGUCUCUCCAGACUCAUCCGCUACAUCCACCAGUGGGAAGAGGUUUUCCACAUGACGUAUGAUCUUGCCAGCGCCAUGGUGCGGAUCAUGAACCUGAUUGGCAUGAUGCUGCUGCUGUGUCACUGGGACGGCUGUCUGCAGUUCCUGGUGCCCAUGCUGCAAGACUUCCCUCCUGACUGCUGGGUCACUAGAAACAAGAUGGUGAAUGACACCUGGGGUCAGCAGUACUCCUAUGCCCUCUUCAAAGCCAUGAGUCACAUGCUGUGCAUCGGCUACGGCCUCUACCCCCCCAUCGGCAUGGGUGACGUCUGGCUCACCAUCCUCAGCAUGAUUGUGGGCGCUACCUGCUUUGCCAUGUUUGUGGGGCACGCCACUGCUCUCAUCCAGUCUCUGGACUCCUCCAGGAGGCAGUACCAAGAAAAGUAUAAACAAGUGGAGCAGUACAUGUCUUUCCACAAGCUCCCCGCUGAUAUGCGGCAAAGGAUUCACGACUACUACGAACACCGUUAUCAGGGGAAGAUGUUUGAUGAGGAGAGCAUCCUGGAGGAGCUGAAUGAGCCUCUAAGAGAGGAAAUCAUCAAUUUUAAUUGUCGCAAACUUGUGGCCUCCAUGCCCCUGUUCGCCCACGCAGACCCCAACUUUGUCACCUCCAUGCUGACCAAGCUGCGCUUCGAGGUCUUCCAGCCGGGCGACUACAUCAUCAGGGAAGGCACCAUUGGCAAGAAGAUGUACUUCAUCCAGCAUGGUGUGGUCAGCGUUCUCACCAAGAGCAACAAAGACACCAAGCUGACAGACGGCUCUUAUUUUGGAGAAAUCUGCCUGCUGACUCGAGGCAGGAGGACGGCCAGCGUGAGAGCAGAUAACUACUGCCGGCUGUACUCGCUGUCCGUAGACAACUUCAACGAGGUGCUGGAGGAGUAUCCCAUGAUGAGGAGGGCGUUUGAGGCUGUGGCGCUCGACCGCCUCGACCGAAUUGGGAAAAGAAACUCUAUUCUUCAACAUAAGGUCCAGCACCACCAGAGUUCAGGCACAUUAAACCUUCAUGAAACAGAAAUCAUCCAAAGAAUAGUCCAGCAUGACCGUGACAUGGCCCAGUGCACGCAGCUGAUCCAAACCAGCACAGCACCCACCUUAAACUCUCCGGCGGCUCCUCCAUCCCCCACCCCUCUCAUCUGGACCCCGCUGGUCCAGGCUCCGCUCCAGGCCGCUGCUGCCACCACACCUCUGGCACUGGCCUUAGCUCACCACUCCACGCUGCCUCCAAUCCUCCUCCACAACCCUCUGAUACCCGGUUCUGCUCCUGGAAAGGACCACAGUAGCCUUCUGAAGAGGGUUCAGAUCGGAGCCUCCGGUAGCUGUGGUUCAGGUUCUCCUACCAGCCCGGCUAAAACCAGAACUGUGGUUGAGACUCCGAUUUUGGGGUUCUCCGAGACACAGCAUCACUACACCGGACUCUUGUCUCCCUCUCUACCUCCACAGCCCAUCUUCACCAGCAGCCUGCAGCCAGUAACCCAUCUACCCCCUCACCUCCCCCACCCCAGCAUGUCUUCGGUGUUCCCCAUCAGCCAGACCACCGUCUCCUAUGCCUGCUCUGCUCAGCUCCACUCCCAGCACUUCCACGGUGCUAUGACCACUCCACCUCUAGGUUUGCUUCAGCAGGGGGUGCCGGGGAGGCUGACUGGAAGAUAUCCAGCCACCAGCAUCACCCCCCUGAUCUGCAGCUCAUUGAACCCCAUUCUAAGCCAGCUGCAGCAGACCUGUCCUUCCUCCUGCAUUCAGCUAACAGGGCUCAGUCACGAAGCAGCCAGCAGCACAUCCACCCAUGUCAACCCCCCACAUUGUCCAGUCAUCACCAGCUGCCAGUCCACUGGAUUUAAUCCUCCAGUGCCCCCCAGAAGAGCUGGGGCUGCAGCCUCUUUGGCCCAGCACACCCUGUCAGGACUGCACUCUGUAUUACUCCCCCAGGUUCUCCCCGAACACUCAGCCCUCGCCGCCCUGGCCCAGUACGGCUCAACUGAGGACUCGCCCAGCUGCACGCCUCCCAUCCACACUCCAAAUACACAGAGCCCUAUGCAGGGACAUAGACUUUAUCACAGUGAGUCCCCCAGCGCCACAGGCUCCCCCGACUCUGUCACCCUUCCCGCCUCAUGUCCUGUCAGGGGGGCCUCCUCUCUAAGAGAAACGGCUGACUUGGAUGUUUUUACCCAGGAAAUAAAGACAAUCUCAGGCUCUCACAGCUGUCCACACCAGGAACAGCCUUUGGUCAUGAGCAGCUCAUCACCUUGGUCAGCGGGGGUCCUCUCCUCCCCCAUGGCGGUUAGGAACCCCUACAGUCCGAUCCCCGGCCAAACUGCUGCUGUGAGUUGGACGCAUACAGGACCUGAACCUCUGGACCAGUCUGCCAGUCCUCCUGUUACACCACCCACCAAAAUGUUGGAGAGCGAAUACAAACAGUCCAAAUUCCCCUCUAACUUGUGACUCGUUUAGUACCUGAGCAGGACUAAGUGGGCGGGACUAAUCAGACUGUAGACAGUUUUUAUUCAGAGUGAAUGGAUUACAAAUGAUGGACAACUACAGUUAUUUUUUUCUAUUGAACACAAAAUCUUUGAUGAUACAACCGAAAAGGAUUGAUGGAUCUAUAUUUAAAACCCAUGGAGAUAUAAAUUGUUAUAUAUAGACACACACACACACAUAUACAUAUGUGUGUGUGUGUGUUAUAUUCUAACCUUAUGCUGUGAUUUGUCAUCAGUCUUUGUUUAAAACAAUCUCGUCUGUUCUUUAAUCAUCUUUAGCUGCACUUGUUUAGUUGAAAGCCUGUCUGCAACGUUCUCCAUUUAUGAACAAAACCAAAAAUGAUCGUUGUCUGUUUAUGUCCUUUUGUAAAAGAGCGCUGGUAGAGUUGAGUGUGACGUGAACGCUGCUCCUCACGAUGGCGUGUUUUCCAAGAUAGCAAUAUUGCACCCCCGAAUGGGUCACGCAAAUCAGAGCAAACAAACUGGUGAAUGUACCAACUGAGUGGGAGAACCGUUUGAAUGUGUGAAACAUGAAGGAAAAGGAGCCACAAAACAGGUACAGAGCAGCCACCUGGGCUGAGGUCUGUGUGCCGUGACCGCUGUAUGCAAUAACCUGUUUUAUUUUUACUUUUACUGGGAUGUGAAGACACUGUGAAUUGAACCACUUGUGUCAAAGAUUAUAGAUACAAUAAGGGAACUGAAUUUAAAAAUAUAAGCAAUUGUGAAUAAUUAAGAAUCUUCAAACCAGUAAUGCACUAAGAUCGAUGUGAAUGUUUCUCGCACCAGUCAAAGGGCUAAAAAGCAGUUUCCCGGACUCAUGGUUGACCUGAAAAUCCCGACAGGUCAUAUUGCUGCAUAUUUACCUCUCUCACUGUGCAAUGUUUGAUUGUAAGAAUCUGGCAUCUGCUGUUGCUGCUUUGUGAUGCUAUGCUGAAUCAAAAAGGGACUACUUUCUAAACCAACCUAAGUAAAUCCUUCUACUAGUUAAUGUUUUAGAUGAUUAGUUCUCUCUAAACCCUGGUCGCCACAUGAAGCCAUUGGAGAAUCCUGUGCAGCGGCAUUACUCCACCUGAGGUUUGCUUUGUCACUGGAGCUCCUUAGAGGAGGGGUGAUGCUGUCAGUCCAGUCAGCACCGCUGGACUCGGUCCUUCAUCUUUAUUCUCCUCCACCACCUGCCAGCAGCAUCAGCUGGGGUUCACUUCAGCUUUAUUUUGACUACGGUGUAAAACCAUCCACCUCUUUAUUAGUUUAUCAUUUGUUGCCUUCUUUGAAAACCACCAAAUCUGAUAAUUUAAUCCUGUAUGUUAGGCACAUUUUAUUUUAGCUACUGAAAUCAACGCAAUAAAAAUGACAUAUGGUCACUGACCCUCAUCCUCGCUUUUGAUUUCUUUUUGAAGAGCGCAGUAACGCGGCAUGAGGAAAAUCUGAUGAAAAUGAAGGGGAAGUCUCCGGCUUUAAGCCGGAUUAUAAAAUAGAGAACAGCGUGCUGUUGUUUGGUGCCAAAUUUCUAAAUAGCCAGGAUUAUAAUCUGCCCGAUAUUCAAUACAAAGAAAAUGAUUUGCGUAUUCACAGACUGUUAAGUGGUGGAUUAGUAAGUAAAUAGAUAUUUAAUUUGGUGCUGCUUCUAAGGUUGAUUGAGCUAAGCUCCUUCUUUUCAGAUGAAACUGUCAGGCUGAUUAAAAGCAAAUAAAUAAAUAAAACCACAGCCUUUCCUGGACAACAAAUCCACAUAUAUUAAUAACCACAUUUAAGUGAUUUAAUUUAAUUUAUUUAUAAUAAUUAAUUAGAUUUUUCAUUUACAUUGAAUCAUCAAUAAAACUUAUUUUUAUGAGAAACAUGAUUCACAUGUUUUUAAAAGCUGCUACUUUCUAAAGGAAUUACUCUUUGGAGUUACAUCAUUAAAAAGAAAAUGAAUUCUAUGUGUUAAAACUGAAUUUCACUAAAGUAA
Messenger RNA from Nothobranchius furzeri (turquoise killifish), 5995 nucleotides. RefSeq names its product potassium/sodium hyperpolarization-activated cyclic nucleotide-gated channel 3. Gene Ontology annotation, molecular function: voltage-gated potassium channel activity. Gene Ontology annotation, cellular component: dendrite; HCN channel complex; membrane. Gene Ontology annotation, biological process: sodium ion transmembrane transport; potassium ion transmembrane transport; regulation of membrane depolarization. The record is from RefSeq and is a predicted model, not a curated record. NCBI's taxonomy places the organism in Eukaryota, Metazoa, Chordata, Actinopteri, Cyprinodontiformes, Nothobranchiidae.